Molecule: messenger RNA, 1337 nt
Organism: Camelina sativa (false flax)
Lineage: Eukaryota; Viridiplantae; Streptophyta; Magnoliopsida; Brassicales; Brassicaceae
Product: putative WD repeat-containing protein C227.12
Biological process (GO): mRNA splicing, via spliceosome
Cellular component (GO): U4/U6 x U5 tri-snRNP complex
Molecular function (GO): U6 snRNA binding; U4 snRNA binding; protein binding
Source: RefSeq, a predicted model, not a curated record
ACAUUAAAAAAAAAUAAAAAAAUGCUAAUUACAGCACAAUCCACGCGUUGCCUGGGGAAGCACCUAGAAAAAGGAAAGGGAAAGUUGUUUCUCUUUGAUUGCGAUCCAAAAAGUCUCUUGGCCGGCGGUUUCUGUGGCUCGGCGACUCAGUCCCCGAAUCUCAGUGGUUUGUCGUGGCUCCUUUAUCCAAUUUGGUUUACGGCUCUGAUAGAUCGGUAGUUGUGUCGGAGCUCUCCUCUUUUGGGGCUUGCUUCUGAGAUCUGGUUUUCCGAGGGUGCAUCAUUUUAUUUCCAGAUCUCCUCUUCCUCCCGGGCGUUUUGGUGUGGCCUCAGUUUGGAGAAAAGAUAUGAUUAUUGGAUAAGUCGUAUAUGGUUCUCCGCAUGAUCCAACAGCUCUACAACUACAAGUUGCCUCCUCCUCUGAAGAGACUAGGCAGUAGUCUUGGAGAUGAUUCCCCUCUUAUCCGCUGCUAUGUGAAAAUACUUUCCACAUGUUCUCUAAGUGGAGUUACUAAAAUGUGGGAGAUGCCUCAAGUUACAGACAAGAUUGCUGUCUUGAAGGACCACAAAGAACGUGCAACCGAUGUAGUGUUCUCCCCUGUGGAUGAUUGUCUAGCAACUGCUUCUGCUGAUCGAUUUGCAAAGUUGUGGAAAACUGUUGGAACGCUCCUACAAACUUUUAAAGGCCAUUUGAAUCGUCUUUCACGUGUUGCCUUUCACCCAUCAGGGACAUACCUGGGAACCACCACCUUGCACGUGUCUAGUUCUCUAAGUGGCGUUACCAAACUGUGGGAGAUGCCUCAAGUUACAAACAAGAUUGCUGUCCUGAAGGACCCCAAAGGACGUGCAACUGAUCUAGUGUUCUCCCCUAUGGAUGAUUCUCUAGCAACUGCUUCUGCUGAUCGAACUGCAAAGCUCUCUACUUACUGAUAUUGCAGAGAAGGUUCUGCUCUAACCUCGGGAUGUCCAACCAUGCGAUUAAAGCUGCUCAGGAAGCUGUGCAAAAAUCUGAGGAAUUUGACAUAAGGAGGAGUCCUAUAUCAAUAGCGGCAGUGGUCAUUUAUAUCAUAACCCAGCUUUCUGAUGACAAGAAGACUCUCAAAGAUAUGGCCGGAUUGAAAAGAAGAACUCAAGUUAGUUACCGCGGGAUUGAAGAUGUCUAUUUCCUCAUGAGCACAAUUUAGAUCACCCGUCAAGAUCACAGGCUUAGACUUCUCCAGCUCCUGUAAAUGCAAAAGGUUCAUUAAGCUUGUGUAACACAUACAAAAAAAUAAAGAAAUUCCACUAGAAAGUAUCAUACUUUGAUGUAAUUGCUGAGGGUUCGAUCCCAUUCUUCGA